ACGGCGGUGUCUAACCGAGUGCAGUCGCUUUCCGUUAUCAAAGCUGUACAGUCGUUCCGGGUUUUUCGUUGUGAAGCAAGUAUGAAGCGAACGGUUUUACUUCUGGUAGCGAUACUUGGAGGCAUCUCGGCUGAAUUGUCAGAAUACACAACGUCUACGACCAGCUUCACGUUCGACUUUUUCAAACAUGCAUACGUCCCAUCGGAGAAUGUCGUCCUCUCACCGAUCUCCAUUCACUCGUCCUUAUCGAUGUUCUACCCACUGGCAGGGGACAAAGUAGCUCCAGUCAUGCAGGAAAAUCUGCACCUUCCUGCAGAUAAAGACCAAGCUACGAACAAUCUGCGCAGUUUCCUGCAGGAGAUGAACAAGCAAACCAGCGGUUCGUCAACCCUCAAAGUCCUCUCGAAGGUGUAUCACGUGAACGCCGAACUUCAACCUGAAGUUGUACCUCUGUUCCGGGAUACAUUGCAAGCCGAGUUCGAGCCGGCAGAUUUCCACCAAACGGACGAGGUUGUCGCAUCGGUCAACAGUUGGGUCGAACAGGCUACCGAUGGGAUGAUCAAGGAAUUCAUGGAGGCCGGUGAUUUGCGGGUGGAUAACGAUCUGAUGCUGUUGAACGUGGUGGUACUGAAUGCAUCGUGGGAGGUUCCUUUCGAUGCCGGCGAAACGGAACCUGUUCCGUUCCAUUUCCAGAAUGGAGUCCACGAUGUGGAUAUGAUGUUCAAGCUCGAGCAGUUGCUGUUUGCAAAUCUUCCCGAUCAUGGAUGUCAAGCGGUGGAGUUGCUCUACGAAGACGGGACGGACCUUUCGAUGAUGAUUGUACUUCCCAUGAAAAAAUCUUCGCUGGAGAAUGUGGUCCAGCAGUUGGACUUGGGCUUGUACGAGAAAAUUAACGAGAGGAUGAACAAGGAACGGAUACAGUUGGCCAUGCCAAAGUUUACGAUGAAGAAGAAAACCGACGCACAGGAGCUGCUGAAAGCCAUGGGACUGAAAGCGUUGUUUGAGGAGCUGGAUCUGAAUCUGUUGAAGAGGGACAAGUCUCGGAUCGGGGAGGUUCGGCAGACGGCGUAUAUCAAGGUUGAUGAAAGGGGAACGGAAGGAGCGGCUGCUACCGAAGUGCAAGCCGUAGGCCGCGCCGGGUACCCGAUGUUCUACGUCGACCGUCCCUUCCUGUACCUGAUCCGGAAGCGUUCAACCAAGGAUAUCAUCUUCAUCGGUCACUAUUCCGUGUACGAGCAGCAACAGCAGCAGUAGGAAACCGUUAGCAAAAAUGAGGACCUAUAGCGAGGUUAGUUCCGUUCAUCUUCCCUCAACAUAUGGCCUUUCGGUUACGAGGAGCUACCUUGAGAAGAGCACGAACAAGCAGGUCAUAAUAAAAACUAAUCG
This is a messenger RNA of Ochlerotatus camptorhynchus, 1386 nucleotides long. Its product is annotated as leukocyte elastase inhibitor-like. NCBI's taxonomy places the organism in Eukaryota, Metazoa, Arthropoda, Insecta, Diptera, Culicidae. The record is from RefSeq and is a predicted model, not a curated record. Gene Ontology annotation, molecular function: serine-type endopeptidase inhibitor activity. The transcript has 3 exons. Bases 82 to 1254 code for a protein of 390 amino acids.